This is a messenger RNA of Vanessa atalanta (red admiral), 2221 nucleotides long. RefSeq lists its product as uncharacterized. Gene Ontology annotation, molecular function: 8-oxo-dGDP phosphatase activity. The record is from RefSeq and is a predicted model, not a curated record. Bases 59 to 1039 code for a protein of 326 amino acids. Lineage: Eukaryota; Metazoa; Arthropoda; Insecta; Lepidoptera; Nymphalidae. The transcript is spliced from 7 exons.
CGAUAUUAUACACCACAAGUUCGCUUGAAAUUUCUCAUUGGAAUUGUGUAAAAUAAAUAUGAAAGAUAUGAAUUCUAUAAAUAAAAAUAACAUUUCAGAACUAACGAAAUUGGCGAGGAAAUUUAAUUGUUUUUAUUUAUCAGGACUUCAUCAAGGAAUAUGUAAGCCGUUCUUAGUUGCUGGACAUCAAGUCGGACUUGUUCGACCAGAUAUUCUUAAACACCUCCAAAGAUUCCCGGAGGUAUUCAGAAUUACUGGAAAAGUUGUGGAACUUAAUCCUGCGUUCAGAGAUUACCAGGAGAGAACCUCGAAAGUUGCUGGAGUAUUACAAGGUUUACGUAAAGAAAAUGAAUUAUGCGCUCUAAAGGGUUGGCGAGAUGAGUGUUUCGAGGUGAGCACCCUUUUCCAUCAUGAGAGCCUGCUGGAAAUGGACAGAAGUGCAACAUGUCUUUUUGGUAUUAGAAACUAUGGGGUCAGUGUAAAUGGCUACUUGUUUCACCCAGUUAAAGGACUUUGUAUCUGGUUACAGCAGAGGAGCUUUACUAAACAGACCUGGCCAGGAAAAUGGGAUUGUUUUGUUAGUGGUGGAUUAGCAGUGGGCUAUGGAAUUCUUGAAACUUGUGUUAAAGAGGUGGCAGAGGAAGCAUCUGUCAUGGGGGAGUUAGUAAAAAAGUUGGUGCCCGCUGGGUGUGUUAGCUUCUACUUUGAAAGUGAAAGAGGGUUGUUUCCCAAUACAGAAUAUGUGUAUGAUCUUGAGCUUCCAUUGGAUUUUGUCCCAAAAAAUGCAGAUGGUGAAGUAGAAACAUUUGAACUUUUGACUGCAGAAGAAUGUGUGCAAAGAGCUCUUUCCCCUCAUUUUAAGACCACAAGUGCUCCGGUUCUAAUGGACUUCCUUAUAAGAAGGGGAUAUAUUAAUCCUGAGAAUGAACCGAACUACAGAUACAUUGUGGAAUUACUUCAUGUACCACUGCAGACCAUCUACAACUGGCCCCAUUCUGAUAUUUCAUCAAAUGGUGAUGUACAGAGCUUAGAGUGUUAAUCACUUUAUAGCUGUUCACCUAGUUGGAUUUGAUUGUAUUAUUUAAAUUUGUUUGGAAAUUUAUUAGAAUGAAAUAUUUAUUCGUACUUUUAUAUUUACCUCGUCUUAGACAUUUCCAAGGUAUUUUUAUGAAUAAAAUUUUCAUUGAUAAAUGGCCUAAUUUAUAACUAUAAUAUUAGGUGUUACGAUUGUAUUCUUUCGAAUGUAAGGUAAAUAAAGACCAAGUCCUGAUAAUUUCUUAGUCUUGUUGGAAAUUAUUAGAUGCCGCGAUAGUUUAGCUAGGAAUGUUUUAAUUUCUGUGAUACUUUACCAGUGGGGUAUAAGGUAUUUGUAUGUAAUUUUAGUUGGAUUGAUUACCUCUUAGAACUGUUUGCCGAUUAUCAUUUAUAUUUCUUUGAAUAACAAUUAUAAAAGUAAUCCCAGUGAAUAUUUUAUAACCUCAAAAUAAUUUCAUGUGAAUCCAUAAUCUAGUCAUGCUGUUAUGGAUUAACAGGCUGUCUUCGUUUUAGUUAAUUAAGUAUAUUCGGUGUCUACAAUUAAAUUUCUACACAAAAGUGGUGUCCAAUAUUCCAUCAGUCAAUCUAUGUCCGGCUACAUGCUAAAGUAUCACUUCGCGCUUGCUUAUAUCCAUUGCUAUCGUCUUGCUGCUAAAACGUGUGGUUUGUAAGUAGCCUCAGUUUUUGCAGAAACUAUGUUUUGCGAAAUAUUUACGUGUAGCCGAACCAUUAUCGUCUUUUGAAAUAAAUGACUAAAACUAUUUGACAAUCCUGAUCAUCAGUUUAAUGGUUAUAUCGGAAUGAUUGAUUUUAAAGUUUUAGAAAUAUAUAGUAUUACCGUCGUCAUACCAUUUGUAUAACAAAACGAGGGAUUUUAGUUUAAUUAAUUGUAUUGUAUCAUUCAGACAGAAGUUGAUUUAUUGGUUUAUAUUCCACUUUGAUCAUGUCGAUUUGUCUAGUAUAUUUUAUAAUAUAUAGAUAUAGUGCGUGUAGUAUAAUAAUAUUUGAUAUGCUAGUGGUAUCUAAAUAACGUCAACAAUUUUAUACAUUUCUAUGGAGUAAUGUUUUUGGCGAAAGAUUAACGAUAUUAUUAUACCACAAAGAUAAUCUUGAUUUAUUAAUUAAUGUAAUCGUUUAUAUUUACUUCUUAUAGGAAAAUAGAAUUUCCUAAGGGAUGAAAUAAAAU